Molecule: messenger RNA, 1173 nt
Organism: Klebsormidium nitens
Lineage: Eukaryota; Viridiplantae; Streptophyta; Klebsormidiophyceae; Klebsormidiales; Klebsormidiaceae
Source: the annotation of a GenBank genome assembly
GUUGCAUCGUUUUGGAUGCGCUGAAAAGCGGGUAAAAAGCGCAAAAGUGGAGCUAUAGGGCUGCACAUUCCACCCCCUCCAGGUGGAACCAUCAUCCAGGCGCCCGUUCCGGGAGGGAACUCCUUGUUGCAAGUAUCCACCGCAGAUGGUGCCAAGCCGCAGCGCCUGUGCUUGAGCAACCAACAGCAACUCAGGAGUUGCUUGCUGCAUAGAGCUGCUCACUCGUGGCUUUAGCCUUUCAUUAGUUUCUUGGAAAGAUGGCGGCAGCAGUAGCAGCCAGCAAGGGACUGGUUCUGGCCUCUCUUCCAUGGGCUGCUACCACUAAGGGGUCCUGUCUGAAGGGACUCCGUUGUCUGCCGCCACUGCCGGCACGCGGUCGUCGAUCUCCCUGCUUGAAACGCUCAGCAGUGAAGCAGUGCCGCGCCGCCCUCCAGGAGGGCACAGAGCAGGGCCUGGAGCGUAGCUCCAGGACUUCAGAAGUCGUUGAACGGGUUGUGUCGGAAGCUGAGGCAGCGUCAAGUGGCUUCGCUGGGUUGCCCGCUGGGUUGACGAUCUCAUCAGCGGUGUGUUUGCUAGAGCUAUUUGCCACUGGUGUGGCGGAAGCGAAGCAUGCGCCCCAAGUGGACGCCGGAGCCUUCUUCACCAACUUGACCGUCGAUGGGCUCAUUGAGUGGACGCUCACGGUUGGAGCCUUGACGGUCUUCUACUUCCUGGUGGCUCCGCCUGUUCUGCUCACGUACUUCCUGAAGCGGUGGAAGAAGAAGCAACUCGCGGAGACCAUGUUCAUGUUUGCAAUGGUCUUCAUCUUCUUCCCGGGCCUCAUGAUCUGGGCACCCUUCAUCAACACAAGGCCUUUCGCUAGGGCUACCGGAAGGUACACAGCGGAGACAGACAAGGCAGCAUUCAGAGGAGACGAGUGGAGGUAGUAUAUGAUGUCACUCGGUCACUUAGUACUUAAUUGCGCGUAAGGAAGGGGUGAUCCAAGAACUGUUCCAUAUUGGAAGCUGCACCAUCUGGAUUUGAAGGUCAGUUGUGGUUGCCCUGCAGACGCUUCUUAUCGACCAUUGACGGUAAACUGCGUCUUCAUUCACCAGACUAAUCAAUACAAGGUGGUCGAACGGGCCUGUAUAGCCAGCCAGCACCAUAUGACCAACCAAGCUACCUAGCGCGGCC